Molecule: messenger RNA, 728 nt
Organism: Oreochromis aureus
Lineage: Eukaryota; Metazoa; Chordata; Actinopteri; Cichliformes; Cichlidae
Product: M-protein, striated muscle-like
Exons: 4
Coding region: 297-728 (143 amino acids)
Molecular function (GO): protein binding
Source: RefSeq, a predicted model, not a curated record
CACUUUAUUGUUCAAAAGCAUGCCAGAAUCAACACUGGAGACAACAUAAGAGAAAAUGCACUGGCUUAAAGACUAACAAAGACAAUAAGACUGUUCAGGUACCACUGCCGCCAGCUCAUGUAAACACCCCUCACAAAGUCACAUCUCUGGUGGGCAGGCAAUGUCUGGUUGAGUGUCUCCUGGACGGCCACAGGCUUCAAGCUCUAUGGGAUUCAGGCUCACAGGUGUUGAUCAUUGAUGAGAAAUGGAAAAAGGACUAUCUGCCACACACGGAGCUGAGAGAUGUAGCCGAUAUUAUGGACACAUCUGAACUCACCCUGACUGCAGCAAAUGGGACCAACAUGCCAUAUCUUGGGUGGGUUGAGACAACCUUCCAACUUGUUUCUGGAACUGAACAAACGGAGAAAUUGACCAUCCCCAUGUUGGGAAAACCAAACUUGGCCAGGGAAACUCACCGCGGAACGACACACCGCGGCAGCCAGGUAACAGGUCUGGAGGUGGGCACUACCUAUGUGUUCAGAGUGCGUGCAGUCAAUGCUGCAGGAGUGGUUAUGGCCUCAAUGGCCUCUGACCCUGUGACUGCCAAGGCCGUGGCAGGUUCCCAGGAGGUGUCCUGUGUGGUGGAUGAGAAGUCAGGUGACAUUGUUCUGUCAUUCGAGUCCUGCCAGAUAAACGAAGGCUCCAAGUUCAUCUGGAAGAAAGAUUAUAAAGAAAUCACAGAUUUCUAA